GCGCAUAGUACGAGCCUGUGUUUAGGCGCUAGUCCAGCGCAGCCUCUCUCUCCGCCUCAGUGUGCACGGCGACAUGGUGCGAGCGGCGAGUGGGGCGAGGUCCGUCCUCAGACAGCUGACGGCGAUGGCGGUGCUGACUGCGUGCCUCGGCGCACUGAACAAGAAGUACCUGGAGCCGUGCUCGCGGACCGAGGACUGCGUGGACGCCUUCCUGUGCCUGAACUCUGUCUGUGACUGCGUCACCAAUCAGACCGUCUCCUCCGACCACCUGCUGUGCCUCAAAGGGGUGACGUACGGCGAGCCGUGCCGCGAGACGGGGCAGUGUCUGCUGCACUUGGUCGACACGGUGUGCGGCUCCAAAGACAAGUGCGAGUGCUCGGCCGGCUACGACUUCAACCCCGCCGACAACAGCUGCUCCACCAUCGUGGACGCUGCGGUGGCGCACGGCGGCAAGUGUCGCCUGAGCCGGCAGUGCAAGUCGGGCAUGGUGUGCGAGGGCCAGAUCUGCGAGUGUCGCAGCGGCCUGUACUGGGAGCGCUCCCUCCGCGCCUGUGUUCCCAACGUGGGUGCAGGUCCGCUCCACGCAGUGCGAGUUGGCGAAGCCACCCAGGUCCGUGCAGUCCGUGUCGCGGCUGCACUCCGCCCCUUCCACUGCGACAACAACAACAACUACUGUCCGCUCACGACCACGGCGGGGGGCUCAGAUCCACGCCCGUCCGUUCAGAGGCCGCGUUCGUGUUGUUCGGGGUUUCUUCUUCUUCUUGUUUUUUUUUGUCUUUCCCUGUUUAACUCAUCACGUCGAGGAUUUGAAUUUUAAAUUCCACUUAUAGCACAUGUCCUGCCUAUUUGGUUUCAAGAUUUAUGUUGGUUGGUUUAAACAUUGGCAAUUCUGAAGGAACAACACGUUUCUGAAUAAAAUUUAAAAUUUUAGUAUUUUACCACGGGUUUACCAUUGACAUAUCACAAAACUGUAAUAUCGUGAGAAUGGUUAGUUAGGUUAGUCUAGCGACAGUAUGAUACUUUAAAAAAAAUGGAGGUUUGGUCAAAUUAGCGAAAUCAAAAAUACUGCAACAUGAUUGGUUAGGAAACACCGAUUAAAAACUUAAUAAAACUAAUUUCACUGA
Molecule: messenger RNA, 1124 nt
Organism: Bacillus rossius redtenbacheri
Lineage: Eukaryota; Metazoa; Arthropoda; Insecta; Phasmatodea; Bacillidae
Product: prion-like-(Q/N-rich) domain-bearing protein 25
Exons: 5
Coding region: 74-817 (247 amino acids)
Source: RefSeq, a predicted model, not a curated record